This is a messenger RNA of Protopolystoma xenopodis, 2136 nucleotides long. NCBI's taxonomy places the organism in Eukaryota, Metazoa, Platyhelminthes, Monogenea, Polystomatidea, Polystomatidae. The record is from the annotation of a GenBank genome assembly.
CGAGGCAGUGAGGGGGGCAAAGUGAAAUGUCGCGUCUCGGACAGCAACGCCAACGUCAACGUGAAUGCCGACGCCGAGGGGGACGGCGAAGAGGAGGUGGAGGAGGAGAACAAGAGACUGACCAUUUGUUGCUCUCCCCUACGGCCUGUGGUGUCGGACAGCAACAGCAACAGCAUUGACGUCAGACUCGUCAGAAGCGUUGCCAACACCCCGGCUGCCAACGCGACUGUCUCGAUGCCGUUUUCUGGCCUUGCUUUUGCGUCGGCAACCAGCUCAGCACAACUGCCGCUCUCGCUCUCCUGCACCUCGACAGGCUCACACUCGACAACUGCUCUACAACCUCCGCCUCCGCCCCCACCCACGCCCCCGCCACCACUCCCACUCCCACCGCUACCGCCACCGCCACCAGCACCGACACAGUCACCGCUAUCGUUGUCAUUGCCGUUGCCUUUGCCGUUGGCGUCACCGAUGGCGCCAGUCGCCUCGACGACUGGAUCGUUGGUUGCAUCGACGACGGGGACGGCGGACACUCUGUUGCUGCUGCAGGCUCUGUUGACGGCUGGAGGCGGCGGCGGGCUUCUGGGCCCGACGACGGUGAGUUCGAGCGCCGGACAACAGUUGCCUAGGCCGACGAUGCUCGAGACGUCCGGUCUCCCCGCCACCGCCAUAGUCAGUCUGCCCACGUGCACGGGCUGGACCGGCGGCCCGUCUGACGGACCGGCCUAUGGACAAGUCAAUUUUGCGCAUCUCCAACAUCAACAUCAACAUCAGCAUCAGCAUCAGCACCAGCAUCAACAGCAGCCAAGCCUGUCAAUCUCUGCGCAACACCACCACCACCACCACCACCACCAUCAGCAGACCCAGCAAGCCCAGCUGGCCCAGCAACAGCAACUUUUGGAGGCCCAGCAGCAAGCUCAUCCCGGACCUGCCCACGUCUCGUUGAACGCCUUCACGGCACUGGCUGCAGUCGCGGCAGCCGCGGUCGGUAACAAGUCUGCCCUGCAGAACAACGCCUCAACAGGUUGCCUCGGUUACGUGGGCGGCGUCGGGGAGGCGAGCUGCGGUGGCGGCGGCGGAGGCGGUGGGUGUUCGCUGGGCGACGCUAUGGCGGCCGGUUGCUGUGCCGGGGCGAACGGACACAGCGGGCCUCUGUCCAGUCUGUGCUCCGUCGGUGGCGGGGGCGGAGGGAUGGGCGGCGAGCUGUCUCACCUCUCCGGCCUUGUGGCCGGCCCCGGCGGCGCUGGAUUGGCCCUGUUCGCCGGACUGCCCUCCUUCCUGCACUACUCACAAGUCGGCCAGCAAUCGAGCGGCUUCACGACUCUGUCGCCGGCGCCCUCCACCAGCACCAGCACCAGCAACACCGCCAGCCCCGCCUUGCUCUCCGGCGACCCGACGGCCGCUCUCUUCCUCGGCCCCGGCGGCUCGCGGCCCGGCGGCCAAUCAGGCCACUCGAGUCAGUCGGGCCAAUCGGGCCAGUCCGGCCCAACGGGCCAAUCAGAAGAGGCCCAGCUGCACAGGCACUACGCCGUCCCAUUCUGCCUGACCGAGACGGCCCUGUCGGCCGCCAGCCCCGGCGGGCCGCCCAGUCCCGCCAGCCCAACCAGUCCCGUCAGUCCGCCGGUCGCCUCCUCCUGCUCAGUCGGCGGCCUCUCGCUCUCGCUCUCGCUCUCCGGCCCCGACGCCCUCAGCCCCGCCGGCACUCCGCCCAUCCGCCACACGCCCGCCGGCCUCCUCAACGGCCCCUCGGCCGACCUGCCGCCCGGCCUGCUGCUGCCCGACGGCCCAGCCGGCCUCGCCAGGCCGCCGGGAGGUCCCGCCACCGCCGUCACUCUAAGCACCGGCGAACUCUACUCCCAACUGAUCGCCAUCGCCGGAGUCGCCGGCCCGCCUCCCUCCUGUGUCGGCUUCCCCUUCCUCCAAUCGAUCGCGGCCGACCAAUCGCUGCUGCCCACCAAUCAGACGACCCCGUCGUCAGUCUCUUCACUCGCCGGCCUCGGUCUCGGCCUCGGACUCAGCCUUGGCCUUGGCCUCAGCCCCUCCUCGGGCGGACAUCAACUCGUCUACAGCCCCGCCGGCAGCACCACCACCAUCCCCGCCCCUGCCCCCGCCCCCGCACCCACCUCUGUUCCCACCUCC